This is a messenger RNA of Saccostrea cuccullata (small rock oyster), 2763 nucleotides long. Its product is annotated as coiled-coil alpha-helical rod protein 1-like. The coding region runs from base 1 to 2271 and encodes 756 amino acids. The record is from RefSeq and is a predicted model, not a curated record. Gene Ontology annotation, biological process: protein export from nucleus; cell differentiation. The transcript has 19 exons. Gene Ontology annotation, cellular component: centriole. NCBI's taxonomy places the organism in Eukaryota, Metazoa, Mollusca, Bivalvia, Ostreida, Ostreidae.
AUGGCGUCAAAAUUAAAUCCUCCGUCUGACUUCGCUCCAGGGGGAAAGAAGAAAGAGGUAUACACAGACACAGAUAAGGUAGAUUUACUGCCACCAUCAGCUUUUGAGACACACACUGUGGAUGCAGCUUGGAAGGAGCUCGCUCGAGCUACAAAUGAAGUCAUGCAGCUUAAGCUUGAAAACCAGAAACUGAGGGAAAGGAAACCAUUACCUCAGUUCAUUCCACAAUAUGAAACCAGAGUUAAAGGAGAUAUAUCAAAGGAUGAAGAAAGAAAAUAUAUAGAUGAAAUAAUCAAGCAGAGCAGUGAAAUAUCUGACUUAAAAAAAGAAAUCCAGGCUUUAAAAUCCAGACAGAAAGAGGAACUGCUAGAAAUGGAGAAGAACCACACGUAUAGAGAAAGGGAACACGUACAGAAGUGUGCCGCAUUAUCCGCGGAGCUGAAGGUACAGGAGGAGAGAUACGACACGGAAAUCAGUAAACUGAGUUACGAUCAUCAGCGACAGAUAGAAGAGCUGGAAGGUAUCAUUCAAGGACUGAGGGAUGAACUGUCCUUGACCUUGUCUAGGGGAAAGUCAAGGUCAGAAGAACUAGAGGGUCAGUUACGGGAGACCCAGGACAAGUUAUCUAGGAGAGUGGAGGAACUGGAGGCAGAACUGAGAUCCAAAAACCAGACACUAGAGAACCAAACAAGGCAAGUUAUACAGCUGAAGAAUUACAUAGGAGAAUCUGAAGCUGUGCCCAGACCUGUAGAAAUCUGGAGGAAGGAAAAGGAGACACUAGAAAACAGACUCAAGAUUUGUGAGAUAGACAAGGAGAAUUGUCAGUCAAAUCUGCAGUUGCUGAACAUUAGGCUGAACUCAAUGAAGGAGAUUAUGAAUCUACAGGAGACUGAACUGUCCAGGGCCAACAAUGAAAAGCAGGACAAAACAAAACAAGACAUCUUACUUCUUACCAGAUGGAGAGAAAAAGUUUAUGAACUACUUGUCCAACAGAAAUCAUCCACCAUUGUCCAGAAAAAGGAUGAACAGAACUGGCAGGAAAAGGUGUCGGAUGUGCAGAAUCAACUGACCUCUGCUAAAAACCAGAUAGUGGUCCUAAGUCACUCACUGGCAGACAAACAGGCACAGUUGGACAUUGAGAAAAACAACAACAAAAAACUACAGCAGGAGGUGUACCAGGCCCAGCAGAUGGCGCUCAGUCUGGACGAUAGACUACAGGAAAACGCGGACAAUGUGGAGCAGCUACAUCAGUUCGCAUACAGUAUCAGCAGUAAGUUUGAGGGAAAUUUUGGAAUCAUGCAAAGCAUUCUUGGAUCCCUGAAAGCUUACGGACAGAGAAUUAGCUUUGCUAGCAGUCGGAUUGAAGUCUUACAAGGAAUUUAUGCACGGAAUGAAGCCAUGAAGAAAAUAAAUACAGGAGAUAAAGAUACUGUCGAUGCUUCUAGAGGUCAAGAUAAAGAUGAAAGUGACACUUACGUAUCAUCAGAGCUGGAGCGAGUCAUGCAUGAAAGGGACAGACUGGCCGCACAGUUAAAGCAGGACGCGGAAACCUGGAGUGAAAGGCUACAGGCAGCCACCGCAAAAUGUGGAGAGGAGAAUAAAAAUUUAAGGAGAACGGUAGAGGACUUAGAACAGGUGCUGCAGGAAAAGUCACAGAAAUGCUCAGCCCUGGAGGAACUGUCUGAAAAAGUUCAGGGUGAAUUAGAGGAAGCUUACGAUAACAUAGAUCAUUUGAAGACAGAGUUAGCAAAGAAGGAAGUAGGAAUUGAACAAGUGAUAGCUGAGCAAAAAUCAGAAAUAGAAGCAGAAUUUCGAGAGCAGCUUGCAGAAUACGACAGAAAACUCAGUGAUGCUAAAAGAGAGCACACCAAGGCAGUGGUAUCGUUACGACAGUUGGAACGACAGAUGGCCAGGGAUAAGGAGCGAACAACAGAGCAAAGCUUGACAAUGGAGAAACACUACAGCCAUCAGUUAUCUACCCUACAGGAACAAGUCAAGUCAUUGGAGAAAGAGAGAAAUCUUAUGAUGGCAACACUGAGACAAGAGGGAUUGCUGAGCAAAGUCAGGUCACAAAGGUCAGAGCCAAUCCAGAUACAGGAAGUAGACGUCCAACAGCAGUUCAAAGAGGUCACCACCUAUCACAAGAAUGCCCCCGAAGAAGAAAAGGAAAAUGGGAAUGACGAGGCACUAUCAGCUGUUCUGGAGGAUUUAAAAGUGUUAACCACCGCGGUAAUGGAGGACAAUGUCUCGGACUCCGAAUCAGACAGCUGACGAGGAAUAAUAUAAAGACGCAGGAGUGUUACCGUGAUAUUACGUGACAGAAUAAUCCAGACCCCUUGUGUGUGUCAGAGAAAAUUAGCUGACUGUCAAAUCAAUGCUAUGCCCUAGAAAAAGGAGAACACUGGGUGAAAGAGGAUUGCUUUCAUUGUUUCAAUAUUGGAACAAUACUUUUUACAUGACACAGAUAUAUAAUAUGGCCUAGUAGGAUUAGUUUGAUAAAACUGGUCAAGGCUGUCUUUAAGUUGGAUACAGCUUUUAGUUAUCAUCUCUGCAAGAAGAAAUUGGGGGUGCUUUCACAAAUGUUGAAAGGCAAAGAUUUAGAAUUAUAAAAAAUAUUAAGAAGCAUAGAAAUAAUUUAUCAUGUAUCACUAUUAAUUAAGUUAUAUUGAUCAAAGUUUUACCCAAUUGUACUCGGAAGAAACAUAGCUAAAAUAUUGAUAAGAUUAAAAUUAUUUGUUAUUUUUCAAUAGCAUAAGAAUUUCA